UCUCACCGGUGGCGGAAAUUUCGAGAAAUGGUCUCGUGACGUCUUCCGGCAAGUUUAAUUGCGCAAUCUGACUCACGAAUCGCGACAGAUUGCGCAGCAUCUAUCCCAGUUCAGUUCACCGUGGUCGAACCGUCGAGAUAAUCGAGAGAUUAGGUGCAGUUGCCUUCAGACAAGUGCUUCGCGAGUGUGUUCCUCGUAUCACCUCGUAUUUUUGCAACGUAAUAGAAAAAAGAUACAGCAAUUUAGAAAGAUGCCGCGACGUGGACGUGCCGCCGCUCCUCCUCCAAGAACAGUCAGACCGAGCGCACCUGCGAGCGCACCAGCUCCGUCCCGGGUGCCAGCUCAUGCUCCACCAGCGCAACCCAUGGUUGCCCAGCCGCAGCAACCGUCCCUCAUGGGCCAGAUGGCCGCUACCGCUGGCGGAGUCGCUAUCGGAUCUGCCGUGGGGCACACCAUUGGUCAUGCGAUGACUGGACUCUUCAGCGGUGGUGGCAAUGAGGCUGUUCCCGCUGCAGCAGAGCCAACGCAGGUAGUUCAGGGUGCUCCCGGGGCCGUACCAGCUGCUGGCGCCUGCUCCUGGGAGAUGAAGCAGUUCCUAGAGUGUGCUCAGAAUCAGUCCGACCUGAGUCUCUGCGAGGGCUUCAACGAGGCGCUCCGUCAAUGCAAGAUGGCCAAUCAUAUUAUGUAAAUGCGGAGUGCAAAUAAUUUAGAAAGAAACGUCUAGGAGAAAUUGAAGUACAUGCAAGCUAUAAUCCUUAGAGACUAAAUAUGAUUUAAUAAAAAUUUCUGAUUAUUUUGCCAUUGUUGCACUAUUAAUAUUGUAAGAUAAAAUAGUUCUGGAUCAAUCCGUAUACAUGUUUUAGUAAUAAAUUAUGUUUGUUUAAAUUCUGUAGUUGGCAACUACCUUUAAUUCUUCCUUUGAUUUAUACGUGACGUUUAUAAUAUAACAUAGAAUGAUUCCAAUAAACUGAAAUGUGCACGAAAUUACACUUUAAUUUCAUGUUAACAGGAAAACAUUGGUAAUGUCUAAUGAGUUUUUUUAGAAUUUAGGUGUUUGUAUUAGCAAAUAUUAACAAUAUAAAUAAAAUGGCAAAUUGAAAUGAA
This is a messenger RNA of Monomorium pharaonis (pharaoh ant), 1104 nucleotides long. RefSeq names its product coiled-coil-helix-coiled-coil-helix domain-containing protein 2 (gene Chchd2). Bases 251 to 688 code for a protein of 145 amino acids. Gene Ontology annotation, biological process: mitochondrion organization. The transcript has 3 exons. Gene Ontology annotation, cellular component: nucleus; mitochondrion. NCBI's taxonomy places the organism in Eukaryota, Metazoa, Arthropoda, Insecta, Hymenoptera, Formicidae. The record is from RefSeq and is a predicted model, not a curated record.